Molecule: messenger RNA, 1919 nt
Organism: Aspergillus heteromorphus CBS 117.55
Lineage: Eukaryota; Fungi; Ascomycota; Eurotiomycetes; Eurotiales; Aspergillaceae
Gene: nop12
Product: rRNA-processing protein NOP12
Exons: 2
Coding region: 119-1663 (514 amino acids)
Molecular function (GO): RNA binding
Source: RefSeq, a predicted model, not a curated record
UCAAGACGCCAAGGCAGCAAAAGUCUAGAAGCUCGACAGUAGCACAUCUGCCGGUCACCCCCCCUCUGGCCUCUCCAUUAUUUACUACACAGGGAAGGGAUCCCUAGAAGUUAUCGUCAUGGGCAAGAAAGAUGCCUCUCUUCCCCUCCUGGGGGGAAGCGCCUCCAUGGAUCCAGCUCUAGCUGCUUUGUUCCAGACCAGUGCUGGCCCAGUAAAGCCCCCGACGAUCACAGCUCCCCUUCCCUUCCCCAAGCGGGCCGCGGAGAAGGAUGAGGACGAGGAUGCCGAGGAGGAGAUUUCGGAACCGGAGGACGACGAGAUGCUCGAGGCUCCGGAAGCUGAGAGCGAUGCUGGCAGUGAGCCGACUCCGGUGGCUGCCGAUGCCUCCACCCGAAAACGCAAGAGAACCGCCGGCGAGGACGUUGAGGAUACAUACAUGCGCCGCAUAGAGAAGGAGCAGAAAAAGGAAGAUGACAAGCGCCAGAAGGAGAAGUCUAAGCGACAGAAGACUUCCGAUGGCGAGCAAGACCAGGGAACGACAGAAGAGGAGUCCGAAGGCGGCGAGGAGAGCUCGGAGGAUGAGGAGGAGGAGAAAACGGCGGUCCCGAAGCAUGAGAGCCAGGGUGGCGAUGCCGAAUCCAAGGAAGUUGAUAAGUCCAACCGGACGGUGUUCCUGGGCAACGUGUCUAGCGAGGCCAUCAAGUCUAAAACGGCGAAGAAGACCCUCCUCAAGCACAUGGCGUCCUUCUUCUCUACGCUCCCCGAGUCUACGGGGCCUCACAAGGUGGAGUCAAUCCGCUUCCGCUCUACGGCCUUUUCUAGCGGUGGCCUGCUUCCCAAGCGAGCUUCGUUUGCCAACCAGGAUGUUCUGGACGACACGACCCCCUGCACCAACGCAUACGUUGUCUACAGCUCCGUGCAAGCAGCGCGGAAGGCGCCCGCGGCGCUGAACGGCACGGUCGUCCUGGACCGGCAUCUGCGUGUCGACAGUGUCGCGCAUCCAGCCGCGACCGAUCACAAGCGGUGUGUGUUUGUGGGUAACCUGGAUUUCAUGGACAACGAGACCAAGCCGGAUGACGAAAACAAAAAGAAGAAGAGAGAGCCCGCCGAUGUGGAAGAGGGUCUUUGGCGGCACUUCAAUGCGCACACAGGUGGCUCGAAGAAGGACAAAUCAAAGAACAACAUUGAGUCGGUUCGGGUGGUCCGGGACCGUGCCACUCGUGUCGGCAAAGGAUUUGCCUACGUCCAGUUUUAUGAUCAGAAUUGCGUGGAGGAGGCUCUUUUGCUGAAUGGUAAGCAAUAUCCGCCCAUGCUCCCGCGUAAACUUCGCGUGGUGCGAGCCAAGAGGCCCCAGAAGAGGCGCGAGGACAAUGGCGGCCAAGGAAAGUCCCUGGCCAACUCCGAUAAGACCCUCCAGGGUCGCGCUGGGCGACUCUUUGGCCGAGCCGGUGCCGCCAAGCUGAAGGCCGCGGGAAAGACUUCCAUCUCGCAGAAUUCGCUGGUGUUCGAAGGUCAUCGAGCCACUGAAGGCGGUGCUUCGCGCAUCCGGGUCAAGACCAAGAGCCGUGGUUCGAAGGGCAAGCCAAACAACCGCAGCAGCAAGCGGGCUGCGGCCUACGCAGCCGCUGGAGGGAGGAAGGGGAAGAUGGCUCAGUCUUCAUAAACGGCAAGGACACUGAGGUUCGAUCGGGGCGCACGGUGUAUAGAUCUUUUCUUGAUGCAAUUUAUUCCACGGCCAUGUUCUAGCAGCUAAAAAGCAAAUCGGCAAACUGGGGCGGAAAUCAAUACAACCAACGGUAGAAAAAUUACUAGUACUCACUCCAUCCUGACUUCUCGGUCGUGUAUGUGGCAGAAAUAGAGUGGAGAAGAAAAGAUAUGGAGUAACUAGUCCAUGUGAUGAUACUGGUUGAAUAUUGCUG